AUGUCAGUUAAUGAUCAAAACCUUUUUAAUGACGCAUUUUCAUCCUACGAACGCCCAUUAAUUUAUUUAUGCGGAGCUCAACAAUAUCAUAUAAUAUUUAAAGAAAUUCCACCAAAUGAUUUAUUAGACGAUAAUAGUAUAGCUGCUCUGGAAAAUUACGUUAUUAUCUAUUAUCAUUUUCAAAUUGAUCUUCAAAAAACCUAUGAAGUCCAUUGUCGAAAGAUUCGGCUUUCGCAUCCAAAUAAACUUACUUAUUCUAUAUGUAUAGAGCUUCAACGGUUUGAACAACAUUGUCAAUAUAAUUUUAAAGAGCAAUUAGAAACCGAUUUGACUGAUUAUUUAACACCAAACAAAAAUUCUCAAUUAAAUUCGAAGUUCAUUGAAGGUUUUAAUAUUAUUACUGAAGAAGUUACAGGUUUACAAUCUAUAAUUUUUUCCCAAAUCGCUGAAGAUCAUCAGUUUCAAUAUGAUAGAGAGGUUUAUUUUCAAAACAUCCUUCCUUACUUAGGCUUUCAAUUCAAUAAAAGUUAUGAAGAAAGCUCAUCUGAAAUUGCUUCCGAAUUUUUUACUCCUGAUGCUUCUUAUGCUUCUAAUGAAUGCGAAAGCGAAUCUCAUAAUGUUUAUGAAGAAAGUUCUAAUAGAUGGGGGAAUAAGCCAACUAUAUUAUUGCUUGGUUUUUUGAAAGUUAAUAAGGACAAGGUUCGAAAAUUGCAAAGGCGUGGUUCUACCGCUGGUUAUGUUAGAGAAUCUCUCUGGCUGGAUGCUUCCGAUAUGUUGCAACAAAACAAACUAAAGUUUUCUGAUAAGCAAUGUGCAGUUAGAUAUAAAAAUAUUAAACAGAAUUAUAAUAAAGGUUCUAAUACUUGGAAGACAGAAAUAGAAGAGAUUAUUGAUAAAAAUUUUUGGCGGAAAAAUGAUUAA
Molecule: messenger RNA, 921 nt
Organism: Funneliformis geosporum
Lineage: Eukaryota; Fungi; Glomeromycota; Glomeromycetes; Glomerales; Glomeraceae
Source: the annotation of a GenBank genome assembly